AUGAGGACACUCGUUGAGACUAGAAAGAGAUGGGACGUUCUGUUUCCUGACCAUGCUACCUCCUCUGACUUGCGAGCAGCGUUGGAUGCUGAGCAGGGAGAGAGGCUUUGCACCGAUGGACUAAGGUCUGUCUGCUGGAAGACAUUUCUCCUGUUCGACAAUGUCGAGCGCGCAGACUGGUCCCGCAAGCUCGCUGAAUCACGAGAUGCGUAUGUUGCGCUGCGCGCCCACUUUCUCAAAUACAUCGAACACCCGGAUGAUCUCGAGUCCACGGUUGAUCCGUUGGCAGACGAUGAUGAGUCCCCUUGGCAGACGCUGCGAAACGACGAGAAAUUGCGAGCUGAGAUCGUACAAGAUGUCGAUCGCUGCCUGCAGGAAAAUUUCUUCUUUCAGGAACCAUCUACGAAACGGAUACUAACUGAAAUCCUAUUCGUUUACUCGAAAUUGAACCCGGAUGUGGGCUACAGGCAAGGCAUGCAUGAGCUGCUAGCUCCUAUCGUGUGGGUUAUUGAUCGAGAUUCGCUCGAGAGGUCGUCUGAAAACGGCGAAGAUGUUCUCAUGCAGGAUGUUCUUGAUUCUCAAUACAUCGAGCAUGAUUCAUUCACGCUUUUUCUUUGUGUGAUGCAGACUGCUCGGGUGUUUUACGAGCACGGGGAAACCAAAUCAGCAAAUGGCCAGGUGGAUGUAAUACCGAUCGUCAACAGGUGUCAAUAUCUUCACCAGGAGGCGCUCUCAAUCAUCGAUAACGAGUUAGCAGAGCAUCUACGCGCCGUUGAUGUACUCCCACAAAUUUUCUUGACCCGAUGGAUGAGACUACUUUUCGGAAGAGAGUUCUCGUUUGAAGAAGUUCUUGAAAUGUGGGACUUGCUGUUCGCACAUGGUCUUCGGUCCGACCUUGUGGACUUCACAUGUAUUGCUAUGCUACUCCGGAUCCGCUGGCAGUUACUCGAGGCUGAUUACUCUGGCGCGCUGUCCAUUCUUUUACGCUAUCCAUCUCCAGAGCCGCACUCACCCCAAACCUUUGUGCGGGAUGCACUGUACCUGGAACAGAACCCCACGGCCGAACGUGGUGUUUUCCUGAUCUCAAAGUACUCCGGGAGGCCUCCCGAGUCUUCUCAAAUCCGAAGCCGCUCCAAUGUUCGGCCUGCCAUGACCUCUAAAAUUUGGGAGGAGUUCAAACGUCGAAGUGACAGCGCUUCCCCUACGUCGCCUUCGGCUCGAAAUAGCCCAAAGAGUCUUGAGUCACUUCUGCAAGAUGUCUCUCUGGGCAUUCAGAGGCGGACAGAGGCCUGGGGAGUGGCCAAAGCAGUACGGGGGGCUGUGACUGAGGCGCGAAGAAACAUGCAAACCAUGAACUACGAAGCAGCUCCUCGAUUUGGUACUUCUCGUUCGGGGCCACUAUCAGGCGUAGCUGGUGGCACACAGUCACAAGAGUCAGCAUCCACUGAGCUCAAGUUGCAAAAUCAACUCAAUCAUCUGGAACAGAGAAAUCGAGAGCUCGCAAGCACCCUGGGUGAAGCGCUGAAGGACUUGCGUGAGCAACUGGCAAGUAGCAAGGAUUCAGGGGCCUUGCAAAGCGAGUCAAUCAAGGACACCCUUGACCGUGUCCAGUCGGUCCAGAUUUGUCUCGAAGAGUCUACUGUGCCAUUAGCACCGAGAACAAGUGACAAUGCAACGCGUCCAGAGACCGUCCAUGCUCAUUCAAUUCAGCCGGCUGUCUCUUCUUCGGAACAGGUGAAGUCUCCAUCUCCAGCUUCCCCGGCUGCCAGUGUAGAGUCACCUCCAUCUCCACCUGUCAUGAAUGUGCCAAACCUGAGCAAAAGUCGAGACGCCAAGAAGCCCAAUGCUUCAAGUGACGAAUUCACGAACACAAGCCGUGAGAGGCCGCGGUCUUUGGUCCGGCCAUCGCUGGCGGACUCUGGUUUCUCCUGGAUGUUAGGAGGUAAUCGGACCCUCUCCACCUUUGUCAGCCCUGCGUCGGUGCCUCCGGAGCAGACACGGCACCAUGAUCAGCCUCGCAGCAAGAAUGGACCCAAUUCCAAGAACCAUGCAGACGAAGCUUUUCACAGUGCCGAAGCCGAGCAGGAUGAGCUGGCUUUGCACAAUUUGUCCGGCUCUCGAGGUCCUCUGUGA
Penicillium diatomitis is the source of this 2133-nucleotide messenger RNA. RefSeq names its product GTPase-activating protein GYP6. The record is from RefSeq and is a predicted model, not a curated record. Gene Ontology annotation, biological process: activation of GTPase activity. The coding region runs from base 1 to 2133 and encodes 710 amino acids. Lineage: Eukaryota; Fungi; Ascomycota; Eurotiomycetes; Eurotiales; Aspergillaceae. The transcript is spliced from 6 exons. Gene Ontology annotation, molecular function: GTPase activator activity.